AUGCACGCGUUACCUGUUAGCUCGGCAUUCAGUGUAAAAGGUUCUGUUCGCAGAGCUGCCCUGCUCGCACUGGAGACUCGUUCUCACUCGGUCUCACCGUUCUCUGCGCCUGCCCCUGAGGCGAUGCGGGGGGACCAAGGCACCAGUACAGGCAGCCGGCUGUGCUUGUUGUGCACGAUGACAUCCGUGCGUUGGAGGAAAUCUGUAAAUGGUGGCAUGACACAGGAGCCUGUGGCACCUGUGCAAGCAGCACCUGAUCAAAGCCGAGACAUUAUUGCUUCUGCUCAGUGCAUCUUGGACAGAGAAAAUUUUGUGAGGGAGCUGGACAGAUAUUUGAAGCACAGUGAUUUCCUAGAUCUGAGAAAGACAGAGCUUCUGUACAAAAAAUAUCUUGAGAACGUUUCAGAGCCACUUAUGCAAAAAAUGAAGAACAAAAUGGACAGCCAGUUAGAGAAAGAAGUGUGGAAAAGGAGACAAGAACAAUUCUCUCAAUAUUUAAACUACUGUACAAAGAAGGGCUAUGUGUUUUUGGAUGAUUAUGACCCAUCAGAGUAUGAUCCAUUCUUCCAGAAGACGUGCACAGACUGCUGGAAGGUGUGA
Molecule: messenger RNA, 600 nt
Organism: Agelaius phoeniceus (red-winged blackbird)
Lineage: Eukaryota; Metazoa; Chordata; Aves; Passeriformes; Icteridae
Source: RefSeq, a predicted model, not a curated record